Triticum dicoccoides is the source of this 2491-nucleotide messenger RNA. Its product is annotated as guanylate-binding protein 4-like. The record is from RefSeq and is a predicted model, not a curated record. Gene Ontology annotation, molecular function: GTPase activity; GTP binding. The coding region runs from base 269 to 2092 and encodes 607 amino acids. Lineage: Eukaryota; Viridiplantae; Streptophyta; Magnoliopsida; Poales; Poaceae. The transcript has 17 exons.
GGUGACAACCGCAGGGGAAACCCCCCACCGCGUGCGAUCCCAAACCCAAAUCCUUACGGCUAUAUCACCCCGACUCCUCGCCCCUCUCCUCCAUUGCCCGCCUGUCGCCGGAUCCCUCCCUUGUGAGGUGCCCCUCCUUGCCAGGGGAGAAGCCGCCGUAAGCCAGCCAGCUAUUUGCUCGGAGGUGCUCGGCCGGGGUUCGGGUUCGUGUUCGUUCGUGGGAGCUGAAGGUGGCGUGCGGCGAAGGUGAACGGGUUGUGCGGCGGAGAUGGGGUGGCCGAGGUGUGCCCUGGCGAUAUGCGCGGCGGCCGCGAUGGUGGCGAUGCUUGCCGCGGCGGUAGGGGAAUCCGAUGCGGGCGAGCUAGAGCGCGCGUUUCCGAUCGUGGAGCCGGAUUAUGGCCACACUAAGCUCCGUCUUUCGAAGCAAGGCCUGGAGGCAAUCCAAAGGAUCAAGACUCCAAUAGCUGCUGUUUCUGUCAUUGGUCCAUAUCGAUCUGGAAAAUCUUUCCUUCUCAACCAGCUUCUCUCCUUGUCAUGUGACAAAGGUUUUGGAGUUGGACACAUGCGAGAAACCAAAACCAAAGGUAUAUGGAUUUGGGGUACUCCCGUUGAGGUCGAUGUUGAUGGCUCCAAGGUGUCUGUCCUUUACCUGGACACUGAAGGAUUCGAGAGCAUUGGAAAAUCCAAUGUGUAUGAUGAUAGGAUAUUUGCUCUGGCAGCUGUCCUGAGUUCUCUUCUUGUCUACAAUCUCCCUGAGACGAUUCGUGAAGCUGAUAUAUCCAGACUCUCAUUCGCUGUUGAACUUGCUGAAGAAUUCUACGGAAGGGUGAAGGGCCAAGAUGUUGCUUUCGAGCCAGCAAAACUUCUGUGGCUGAUACAGAGGGAUUUCCUUGAAGGAAAAUCUGUACAACAGAUGGUUGACGAAGCUCUCCAACGGGUGCCUAAUAGCAAUGGAGACAAAUAUAUUGAUGAGGUCAACCAAAUCAGAGACUCUUUGGCAAUUAUGGGUGAUAACAGUACUGCUUUUAGCUUGCCCCAGCCUCAUCUCCAAAGAACAAAGCUAUGUGAUCUGAAGGACCAGGAACUUGAACUGUUGUAUGUACAGAGGAGGGAUGAACUGAAGCAAUUGGUUGCAUCCAUGAUAAAACCAAAAAUUGUGCAGGGUAGAACUUUAAAUGGAAAGGAGUUUGUAUCCUUCUUAGGGCAGAUACUUGAAGCUUUGAACAAAGGUGAAAUUCCAUCGACAGGGUCGCUUGUUGAAGUCUUCAAUAAGGGCAUUCUUGAACGUUGCUUGAAGGUGUAUACUGAAAGAAUGGAAAUAGUGGUUCUUCCAGUAUCAGUUGAUAAACUUCAGCUGGCUCAUGGGUUGGCAGAAGAUGAAGCUAGAAAGCUUUUUGACAAGCAACAUUUUGGUAAACAUUAUGCUGCUCAGUCCUUCCUCAAUCUUGAUGAAGAAAUAAAAAAGGUGUUCAGAAGCUAUGGGUUAGCCAAUGAGUAUCAGUCAUCAAAGCUGUGUGAAGCAAAGUUCUCAGAGUGUGAAGAAAAGAUGGAUCACCUUCAAGCCUUGAAGCUUCCUUCCAUGGCAAAAUUCAAUGCAGGAUUUCUCCGCUGCAAUCAAAGUUUCGAAAUGGAGUGUGUGGGGCCUGCCAAGGGUAGCUAUGAGCAUCGAAUGUCAAAGAUGCUCGCAAGGUCCCGUGCUCUGUUCAUCAGGGAGUACAACAACAAACUCUUCAACUGGCUGGUGAUCUUCUCCUUAACCAUGGUGGUGAUCGGGCGGUUCAUCGUAAAGCUUCUUCUACUUGAAGCUGCUGCAUGGGUGAUGUUCAUCUUCCUGGAGACGUACACGAGGUUGUUCUGGUCAUCGGAAUCGCUCUACUACAACCCCGUGUGGCACUCCAUCGUCUCUUCGUGGGAGGCCAUUGUGUACAGCCCUGUACUUGAUCUUGACAGAUGGGUGAUCCCUAUUGUUAUCGUGCUGUCCUUCUUAGCUGUUUAUUGGCGUUGCAUCGGCAUGAGGGGAAGGAUUGGUCGAUCGGUGUUACCCCUGUACAAUGGGUCAUUCAGAAGCUCCGGUCGACCGAGGACGGAUUAACCCCUUCCACAUUUGAGAGAUAUGGAUAUGGAUUGAUAGAUGGUUCCGACUUCAGACAGAGUGGUUGACACUAUUCUCUUCAUGAUAAAAUCGGAAGGCGGAGAUCUCGGAUUCUUUCAAACGGGAUGGAUGAAGGCGCAAAAAGGGUUAUGCUGCUGACCCUGUGAAUUCCAUGGUAUCACCAGGGUGUACUGAUCGGUGAUUACAAAGAGGAUCCUCCAUUGCUAAUGAGCUCAUGGGCUGGGAGCUACAAAACGGACAUCUGAGAGAUAAAAACUGGUUGACAUUGUCAGUGUACAUAUAUUACUGCAUUGUAUUUAUAUGUAAGUGGAACUCAUCACCAACUAUAAAUAUAUAUUGGUGAUGAAAUGUGACAUGUAUAUGUGCUUGAAAGUCGAA